AUGUCUGCGCAGCAGCGAGUGGCUAAGAUGCCUCGCUCUGGCGCCGGAACAGCCUAUGGUCAGGUCAUUGAGUACAUCCAAGACCGACUCUAUUUGGCCUCGUUCACCAACCCUCCCAACGCCGAUACGCCCUUCAAGUACCUGGAGCGGUCCAGCCAGUCGCCGUCGAAGCGUUCAGCCAAAGCGCAAUCCGGUCCUACCGCCGCGACCAAGCAUGUAAACCCGCCUGUAUACUUUACCAUCGACAAGAGCCUUUUGUACAAUGCCUUCCACGCGGAUUUCGGUCCAUUGCACAUUGGUCAUCUAUAUCGGUUCGCCGUUCAGCUGCACGAAGUGUUGGGAGACCCUGCGAACGAGGACCGUGCGGUGAUCUUUUGGAGUAGCGCCGACUCGAGAAGUCGAGCGAACGCGGCGUGCAUUUUGGCUUGCUACAUGGUGUUGAUCCAGUCAUGGCCACCACAUCUGGCCCUGGCGCCUAUUGCGCAAAUGGACCCGCCAUGCAUGCCAUUCCGUGACGCAGGCUACAGCCAGGCCGAUUAUGUGCUGAACAUCCAGGACAUCAUUUAUGGUGUUUGGAAAGCAAAGGAGGAGGGACUUUGCGGGCUCAAAGACUUCAGCCUCGAAGAAUACGAGAAGUACGAACGAGUCGAUAUGGGCGACUUCAACUGGGUCACACCCAACUUCCUGGCCUUCGCAUCGCCCAACGUUCAGCCAACACAUGAGAUCCCCACAACAUCACCAAUGUACUCUACCCUGCCAUCCACCAUUGCCGAAGUCCAGCGAUCCGGCUUGCCUACGCCGUUCAAGAAUGUUUUGUCGCACUUCUCCGCCAGAAAUAUCGGUCUCGUUGUGCGACUGAACUCGGAGCUGUAUUCAUCGACCUAUUUCACCAAGCUGGGGAUUCAGCACCUGAACAUGAUCUUCGACGAUGGCACAUGCCCUCCGCUUUCAUUGGUCAGGCAGUUCAUUGAUCUGGCACACGAGAUGAUUACGGUGAAGAAGAAGGGCAUUGCUGUGCACUGCAAAGCCGGUCUCGGGCGCACAGGCUGCCUCAUCGGCGCAUACCUGAUCUACAAGCACGCAUUCACUGCCAACGAGAUCAUUGCGUACAUGCGUUUCAUGCGACCUGGAAUGGUAGUCGGUCCUCAGCAGCAUUGGCUGCACCUCAACCAGUCCACAUUCCGGGAGUGGUGGUACGAGGACACAAUGAAGGCGAAAUAUGCGGAGAAGAUUCCUGCGACGCCAACAAGGUCACCGCAUAAGCAACGACUAGCUAGCAACGGUCAGACAUUCACUCCUCCUAACGGCUCGCAGAAGCGCGCUGCUCUUGGCGAGCUCGAGUCGAAUGAGCGCAGCAAUCACGGCGCCUCAAUAGGCGUGCAAGAAGAUAACCUCCCCGCGCCUACCCCAGGUCAACCACGAAAGACUAGCAAGCUGUACGGUGGCGGUACUGGAAGGUCGCCAAUUCGAAAUCAUGAAAACGAGCCUUUCAGUAGGUCUGAGCGCAUCACCGAGAUCAGGCGACUAGACGGCGAGUCGGAUGAGGAGUUCCAUCUCCGCCAAAUAGCUCGCAGGACAACACCGCGAUCUCCCGUCGCGAAAGACCGCGACCGUCGAGCUGUCAGCAUGACGACCACCAAAACGACGACGACCUCGACGUGGACAUCGUACGGGGAAAGCGACGCCGAGAACACUGCACCAGCAGGAGCUCACCCCAAGACACCAUCACGGGAAAAGAGCGGAAACGGUCAUGGCAGCAUCAGCGUUAGCAAGGUCCGUGCCAGUCCGUCACGGCGCAGCGCUGAGAACAAGAGCGGCGUCAGGAAAACCAGCGGCCGAGUAGGCAGCGUCGGCGGAUCCGUGUCCCGAACCCUGAGCGCGAAACCUGCGUAG
Molecule: messenger RNA, 1893 nt
Organism: Didymosphaeria variabile
Lineage: Eukaryota; Fungi; Ascomycota; Dothideomycetes; Pleosporales; Didymosphaeriaceae
Gene: CDC14
Product: cell division control protein 14
Exons: 4
Coding region: 1-1893 (630 amino acids)
Biological process (GO): protein dephosphorylation; regulation of exit from mitosis; microtubule cytoskeleton organization
Cellular component (GO): centrosome; mitotic spindle; nucleolus
Molecular function (GO): protein serine/threonine phosphatase activity; protein tyrosine/serine/threonine phosphatase activity
Source: RefSeq, a predicted model, not a curated record